AUGGAAAAUAUCAACCCAACCCCAUUGAUAUACAAAAACCCAAUUAGAAGAACCUCAAGAAGAUCAACAAUGUAUCUUGGUGUAAGAAAAAGACCAUGGGGAAAAUAUGCAGCUGAAAUUAGGAAUCCAUAUACUAAAGAGAGACAUUGGUUAGGCACAUUUAACACUGCUGAAGAAGCUGCAAUAGCAUAUGAUUUUUCAUCUAUUAAUAUUUGUGGUAUUGAUAAUGCUAGAACUAAUUUUCAUUACCCUUUUGUAUCUCAUUCACAACCUCCUUUGUCAUUAUUACUUCCUGCACCUCCACAACCUACCCAAGUGUUAGAUGCAAUCUGUAUGCUAGAGAUGAAUGUUGGUUUUGAUGGUGGUGAUGAUGAAUCUCUUGUUAUUGCUUCUAUCUUGCAAACUUUUUCUAAUUCUGGUAGUUGUUCUUUAUAG
Molecule: messenger RNA, 435 nt
Organism: Trifolium pratense (red clover)
Lineage: Eukaryota; Viridiplantae; Streptophyta; Magnoliopsida; Fabales; Fabaceae
Product: ethylene-responsive transcription factor LEP-like
Exons: 1
Coding region: 1-435 (144 amino acids)
Biological process (GO): regulation of DNA-templated transcription
Molecular function (GO): DNA binding; DNA-binding transcription factor activity
Source: RefSeq, a predicted model, not a curated record